Messenger RNA from Camarhynchus parvulus, 1644 nucleotides. RefSeq names its product cytochrome P450 4A6-like. NCBI's taxonomy places the organism in Eukaryota, Metazoa, Chordata, Aves, Passeriformes, Thraupidae. The record is from RefSeq and is a predicted model, not a curated record. Bases 118 to 1644 code for a protein of 508 amino acids. Gene Ontology annotation, molecular function: monooxygenase activity; heme binding; oxidoreductase activity, acting on paired donors, with incorporation or reduction of molecular oxygen. The transcript has 12 exons.
UCAGCUCCUGCACACGAGGAGGGAGAGGAUUUUUACCUGCACUGAGUUCCCCACCUGGCUCGGGUGUGUGAGGAGCAGGUGAGAAACAGGGGGGAGAAGGCAGCGUCCCAGCCCAGCAUGGCAUCUCUGCUGGACAACAUAACCAGACCUUUUGCUGCCAUCCUGCAGCUGUCUGUGCUGCUUGGUGUAACCUGUGUGCUGCUGAAGGUGCUCCAGUUCUACUGGGAGAGGAAGAAGCUCAUCAAAGCUCUGGAGGCAUUCCCUGGGCCCCCAAAACACUGGCUCUACGGCCACAAUCACCUGUUAAAAUCUGAAAAUUUUUUACACCAAGUAGUGUCAUGGGGAGAAGAAUAUCCCUAUGCCUUUCCCAGGUGGUUUGGACCAAUCCUGCCGUCUAUAAUCAUUCACCAUCCUGAAUAUGCCAAAACCAUACUUGGCCGAGCAGAUCCCAAGGCUAGUGCAGUCUACAAACUCCUAGUUCCCUGGAUUGGGAAGGGGCUGCUGAUCUUGGAAGGAAGAAAAUGGUUCCAGCACAGGAAGAUGCUCACUCCAGCCUUUCACUACGAUGUGCUGAAAUCUUACGUGACCCUGAUGUCAGACUCAGUCAAAGUGAUGCUGGAUAAAUGGGACAAGAAGAUCACAGAGAGGAGGUCAGUGGAGCUCUUUCAGGAUGUCAGCUUGAUGACACUAGACAGCAUCAUGAAAUGUGCCUUCAGCUUUAAUUCCAACUGUCAGACUCAGAGCAACUCCCACUAUUAUAUUAGAGCUGUUUUUGACCUGAGCUACCUCCUGAGUGAUAGGAUCCGGAAUUUUCCCUUCAAGAUUGUCUUCUACGACUUCACUCACAACGGCCGCACGUUUCAGGAUGCCUGCAAGCUGGCCCAUACCCACACAGAUCAGGUAAUAAAAGAAAGAAAGAUGUUGCUCUCCAAUGAGAAGGAGCUUGAAAAGAUCCAGAAGAAGAAGCAGCUGGAUUUUCUGGACAUUCUUCUUUGUAGCAAGGAUGAGAAUGGAGCUGCACUGUCUGAUGAGGACCUGCGUGCUGAGGUGGACACCUUCAUGUUUGAGGGCCAUGAUACCGUGGCCAGUGGGCUCUCCUGGCUCUUCUACUGCAUGUCACUGCACCCUGAGCACCAGCAGCGCUGCAGGGAGGAGAUCCAGGGCAUCCUGGGGGACAGAGACACCAUUGAGUGGGAGGAUCUUGGGAAGAUGACCUACACCACGAUGUGCAUCAAAGAGAGCUUGCGCCUCUUCCCACCCGUUGCUGGUGUGUCCCGAGAGCUCUCCAAACCCGUGACAUUCCCUGAUGGACGCAGCUUGCCAGCAGGCUGCCAGGUUGGAUUGAGCAUAUUUGCUAUUCACAGGAACCGGGAUGUGUGGGAGGACCCUGAGGUUUAUGAUCCCCUGAGGUUUUCUCCAGAGAAGUCAGCGCAGAGGCACUCCCAUGCUUUCCUGCCUUUCUCUGCUGGAUCCAGGAACUGCAUUGGGCAGCAGUUUGCCAUGAAUGAGCUGAAGGUGGCCCUGGCAUUGACCCUGCAGCGCUUCGAGCUCUACCCUGACCCAUCCAAGAUUCCCAUAAUGAGACCACAGAUCGUCCUCAGGUCCAGCAGUGGGAUACACCUGCAUUUGAAGAAGAUUUUCUGA